CGCGAGUCGUGUCGAGGAGCGCCAGUCGUCAGGCAUUCGACAUGCAUUACACAUGAGUCGGCUGCGCGCCGUCCGUUCGGUCUUCUUUUUACAAUUCAUAUCAGAGUGUAGAGUGUUAUGGCUACGACGACUUACAUGCCUGCUAGUACCGCUGUAUCUUCGGAGUUAGACGGUGUCGGAGUGAUGAACUUAGGAGGUGCGAGUAUCGGCGGCGGAGGCUAUCACACGAGUCCGUCGCCGAGAUCCGCGGCCGAGGGUGAGAUGAAAUACAUGCCUCCUACACAGCACCAUCAUCAUCACCACCAUCAUCAUCAGCUGCCGUCGUCUCCGUCACCCAACAGUCAUACCGUGUCUCUGUCUCACAAUGCCUGGGCGCUCGGUGCCGGAGCGGAUCCUUGCACAUGGCCGUCCAUGGCCAUCCACAACCAUCACCAUCCUCACCAUCAUCCGCAUCAGGCGACCGCCGUGGAUAUCAAACCGCCUGACAUGCAGCACCGGGGUCACCAACAAAGUCUGCCUUCUCCACAUCCCUGGCACAAUUCAGGCUCGAUCUACAACAACGGAGGAGGCUCGCCUCUGCCGCACCACAGCGCCUACCACGCCGCGAUGAACGGUAUGUUGGGUCACCAUCACCAGACGACCUCCGUACAGCUGCACCAUUCUCUCAGAGAUAUGAAUAACAGUCCCUAUCCGCCCAACUCACAGCAUCCGGACCAACCCUCGGGCAGUGAGGAAGAAGCCCCUACCUCCGACGACCUCGAAGCUUUCGCCAAACAGUUCAAGCAGAGGAGGAUCAAGUUGGGGUUCACGCAAGCGGAUGUCGGUUUAGCUCUAGGGACUCUGUACGGUAAUGUGUUUUCGCAAACGACGAUAUGUAGAUUCGAAGCGUUACAGUUGUCCUUCAAGAACAUGUGUAAACUGAAACCCCUUCUCCAGAAGUGGCUGGAGGAAGCGGACUCGACGAACGGUUCACCUACCAGCAUCGACAAGAUCGCGGCGCAGGGGAGGAAACGGAAAAAGAGAACGAGCAUCGAAGUUUCAGUUAAAGGCGCCCUGGAACAGCACUUCCACAAGCAGCCGAAGCCGUCUGCGCAGGAAAUCACGUCGUUGGCCGACAACCUACAACUGGAGAAGGAAGUGGUGAGAGUCUGGUUCUGCAACAGGAGACAGAAGGAGAAGAGGAUGACGCCACCGAACACGUUAGGAGGACCUCAGGAUGGUAUGAUGGACGGACAGAUGAAUCCCGGACCCCACAGCCUCCACCAGUACCACCACCAGGACAUGCACGGGUCGCCCAUGGGUCCUCACUCGCACUCGCACAGUCCACCGAUCAUGUCUCCUCCCACGAUUCCCAACCACCAAUCGCUUACGGCUCAUUAACGUUUAGCCCAGUGGGAAAUUGAUUACUCACGACACAUCUCCAAAAUGCAGAGGGAAUACGUGUAACUGACUCCGGAUUCUUCGUCCCUCCACCUCCAAAACCCCCGAUUUGCUCAAUCCCUGGAAGAAUUGCGACCAAGCCGAUAGUGACUAGUGUGCUACCCGACAAAAACAAUUCCAGUGGAGGGGGAGGGACGAACGAGAGGGGAAGGAAUAACUUCUGGAGUGAUUUGUGUGCAUAAUUAAUAAGAAUUCAUCAUGUAUGCAGCCAGACAGACAUGUUUUAAAGAUGCGCCCGUGAGCAGCUGAGUCGCUCCGUGACUGCAUACAUCUGUGUUUUCUUAUAUUUGGAGAUGCCGUUGUGAGGUUGGACAUUUUCAAUUCCCACUGUGCGGGCUACUACACCGAUAGGUGACAAACUUGGACCUUUACAGGCGAUGUAAAUUGAAGUGUACUACCGUGAAUAUUUGUGAAAAUGGUGUAGAUCCUUUGGGGGGAAUAAGAUUGUUUAUAUAUUCAAUGUGUAUUUUCUAAGGGGAACUUUUCUGUGUUUGUAUAGACAUUGAAUAUAAACUCUGUAAAUAUUGUAAUCUGCUAGGUUUUGAUUUUCAAAGAACAAAUUAUUAUUCAAACAGUGGCCAACAUCUGUUUAGUCUUAGUGAUUACGGACGUCGGAGGACUCGAUCGUGUAAGUACCUUAAGUAACUUAAGUUUUCCCCGACUUCUAAAUUAUAUAAACUUUUUUGUGGACAUACACUAGUCAAGUUAGAUAACGUGAGAUGAAACAGGACUCCCUGACGGCAAAAUCAAAGCGAGUUUUCAGUCGUAAAUGUUGGUUCAUGGUACAAAAAGAGGCCGGACUUUGAUAAGAAUCUGUAGCCGUUCGGGGUCGACUUGCCAGGUAUCCAGGGCCCUGUUGUCAGGGGUGUGCACCAACAAUACCUUGUCCGACAAAGGCCCGACUCACAAUGACUCCCUUUCCGAGUGUCAAAACGAGAAUUUUAUGGCACCAGACCCUAGCACGCCUGAAUUCCUCCUGGCCAGGAAUUCCCGAAGUAUAAAUCUACCUUUAAUUUGUUGAACCCCAAAAUCUGGAAACAUUCUUGAUUGAUAAAAUCAAACCGUUUUUAGCAGAACGUUUAGCCACAGAACGUAGUUUUGGUGUAUUUUGAUGUUGUUGAAAUUACUGAUUCCGUCUUCGCAAAUAAAUGGUUUAUCACACUAUCAGAAAUAAUUGGACAGUGACAGUGUUUUAUAUAAAAAUAGUAAAGUGAAACAUAAGUGUGGAAGACCGAACCCUGCGGACGCCCGACUCUGGCCCCGUAGGCCGCUCGCCGCUGAUCUGCGACGCCGCUCACCAGGUAGGAGCCAACUAUUCACGCUUACGUUCGCCUUCUUAACAUUAGCUGCAUUCCAUAACAUUUCCAAAGUCAAGAUACGUGUAGUGGCCAGUGUUUGUGAUCAGAUUUGUUCUUUGUGAAUCACGCCAAGUCAUACCAAAAUACUUUGUGAUCCAUGCAUUCCAGUGAUUUUCAAGUACGGUACAUGCACAUUCUUGUAAAUUAAACUAUGUUUUACUCCAUCUAAAUCGUUGGAAUUGUAAAAUUUACGUUGAUGCAUUUGCAAUUAAAUGUUAAAAAUUAUGUGUUCAUUCUGCAAAUGAACUUCUAAAUUUUAAAUACAAUUUUGUCUCGGUGUGUUAACCUAUUUUAAAAGCAAAAAUAAUUUUUGUCGAACUAUACAAAUUAAACCCCCUUGAUUGGUAUUUUAACUCACAGAGAGUUAAUGUUUGUUUAGUGAAAUGUAUUUAUUUAUAAAAGUUAAAAAAAACUUUUAGUUGCUCCCUUGAUAAUAUGCCGGUUACAAAAUUAUACUACAAAUUUAGAAUUUUAUUUGCAGCUUAUGUGUACGGUAUGUGUUAUGUUACUUAGCGUAAUAUAUGACAGGGUAAAAAGCUAUUGUAUUCACUUCUCAUAUUUUUAAAACACUUUCAAAAUACUGAAAAUGCGGUACUGAUUAAUUUAAUGCAAUAUUAUGUCAAUAUUUGUUUUAAUUGGUUCAGUUUUUUCAGCAGUGUAACAUAAAACGUAUCUGUAGUUAUUUUUACUUUUAUGAAAUUAUCUUAAAAUAUGUUUGUGUAGGCCUAUUUCAUUUUGAAAAAAUAUCUGUUAUAUGUGUCAUAUACAGUAUAGUGUAAUUUAUAAUUUUUAAAAUGGAAACAACAGAUAAUUAGAUUUAGAUCUCAUUAAAUUGUUAUAUUCUUGUAAUUUAUAAUAUUCAGGCGUUUGCAUAAAAUUCUUACAAUUAUCUUUUAAUUAUAUUGAGCCAAAAUUAAAUUACUCCUACUUCCAAUGAAUAUUUUGUGUGCAUAGUAAUUCGCGGGUUCGUUUGAUGUAAAUAUGAGCAUACAUAACAGUUUUAUCGGGUAAAUCGUUAUUAAAACGUAAUUUUUAAAACAAUAUUAAAUUUAUACUUCAGUUUAAGACUCCUAUUAAUUACCGUACCGAGUUAGUAACUUAACAGUUAUCGUAAAAAUAAAAUUAACAGCACCGGCAUACAAAAUUUUUUAAGAAAUUAAAAAAAUAAGGAAAUCAAUAACUUUACUAAAUAUGUUGAUAAUUUCAAAUUAUUUACCUUGUUAAUUCAUUUGAUACUGUUUAGAAACCAUUAGGCUACUGGCCAAGCUUAUUUUUCUAGUUACCUCAAGGAAAAUUCAGGGGUAAUCUUUAGCUCACAGUAAAGACAUAAUUUCGAAAAUAACUUUGUAUUGUAUAAAUUUGGACUAUCCUUAGUUACAAGAGCGAAAUAUAAACGAAUAUUUUAGGGCAUUAUUUUAUUAAUUGUUGGUCAAAAAUGUGUGUAGUUGAAAUGAUGUGAUGAUUUAGUCAUUUAGCUUAGCUUUUCGAAUGUAUGUAUUAUUAUUAACUUAUUCAUUAAGAUUUUGUUGUUUUAUUAUUUGUGAUUAUACAGUUAACGAUACAUCAGUAAACUUUACAGAACUGACUUGACUCUAUGUUAUAUAAAUACAGUAUAUAUAUAAAAAUGCAAUCAUCAACUGCUAUGUGUAAAUAUAGAAUAGUGGCAGGCCCCUCUUGUAUAGUAGUUUCUAAAUUAUCAAUUUAUUGUGUUUUUGAUUUAUUUCCUUUCACCACAAACCGAGGGGCCCGAAUUGUAUAACAAAUAAAUCUAGUUGAUGAGGGAUUUAUUAAGAAAAUAAAUAUUGUGUUUUUGUCAUAAUACGUGAA
Molecule: messenger RNA, 4625 nt
Organism: Homalodisca vitripennis (glassy-winged sharpshooter)
Lineage: Eukaryota; Metazoa; Arthropoda; Insecta; Hemiptera; Cicadellidae
Gene: vvl
Product: POU domain protein CF1A
Exons: 1
Coding region: 118-1380 (420 amino acids)
Biological process (GO): regulation of transcription by RNA polymerase II; brain development
Cellular component (GO): nucleus
Molecular function (GO): DNA-binding transcription factor activity, RNA polymerase II-specific; RNA polymerase II cis-regulatory region sequence-specific DNA binding
Source: RefSeq, a predicted model, not a curated record